CUAUGUUCAAGCUAUCACCAUUUUCCGAUAUGGAAUAAAAGUUGAUCUGCUUGAUGCAUUUAGAUGUAGGUAUUGCUGUUUAUGCUUGGAAAUGUCUGCAUGGCGUAACGAUCUAGUUGGACUCGGUAAUAAUAGAUUUGUUAAUGGGAACAUAUUCUGCGUGGUCUUCUCACACCAAUUUGACGAUCUUAUCAUGUUCUCCGACAUUUCUCAUUCUCGCCCAUGAAUAUUUAUUUGAAUCAACUAAAACAAAUACAUUUUUUGGGAUGAGAGAAUUAUACAAUUAAAUUUGAGUUCUGCUAUAUAUAAACUUUGCAAGGUCAUGAACUAUCUUUACUUUCUGAUUUUGGUCUCUGUAAGCCACUGGAUUAUUUAACCCUAUCAGCACUACAUGAAAUAAAGCCAUGGAUGAUGAAAUUUGGCAGAACCAAUGGAUGUUGAUGAUAAGAGGAGCAGCUGUUGAAAGAGUCCCAGUGAAGAGUUACACCAUUGGCAAAUGAACCAGAGGAAAUUGGUGGUCCCUUGGUGCGAUUAUGUAUGAAAUGCUCGUGGAUUGCCCUCCAUUUUACUCCGAUGAUCCAAUCACCAGCUGCAGAAAGAUUGUUCAUUGGAAAAAUCACUUGAAGUUCCCAGAAGAUGCUAAGUUGAUAAUUGAAGCAAAGGAUCUCAUUUGUAGGUUGUACUGGAGGAGCAUACCAAAUCAAAGUAUCCACUACAACAAUCAAGCAUUUACAGUUGGAUCCAUCUAUACCAGGAAAGCGUGGCUCAGGACCGUCAACGAAGAUGCUAUUGAUUCCCAAAGAUCUCAGCUUUGUUGGAUAUACAUUCAAGAAUUUCGAUGCUGUCAAAGGAGUAUUACUUUGUUCCUGAUGCUAUUGAUUCCCAAAGAUCUCAGCUUUGUUGGAUAUACAUGCAAGAAUUUUGAUGCUGUCAAAGGAGGGCUUCACUCUUUUACUUGGAUCAGUAUUAUUCCAAUUUAUUUAAAUGAACGAGCGAUAUUUUAAACUAUGGAAUUAGUUCACCAAACUUCUUUCAAACGAACGUUAUAGAUGCUCAGAGAUUAUCA
Molecule: messenger RNA, 1066 nt
Organism: Cucumis melo (muskmelon)
Lineage: Eukaryota; Viridiplantae; Streptophyta; Magnoliopsida; Cucurbitales; Cucurbitaceae
Product: serine/threonine-protein kinase CBK1-like
Exons: 5
Coding region: 534-1004 (156 amino acids)
Source: RefSeq, a predicted model, not a curated record